AACACUCAAUCCCAUCUGGAUCAGAAGGCUCAUAAAUACCCACGACCUCUCCAACAACAGCAGUCUCCAUUGACUUCUCUCACCAACGCACUGUCGUCUCAACACCUUCCCAUCGUUGUUGAUAACGUCUUAUACAACCGUCGUCGCCGUAACAGCAACCCUUCAGCAACACCACGACCAGAGCAGACUCGACUCUUUCCCAACAGGACUCGUCUGCCUCCUGUAGUUAUCCAGGAGAACCCUCCUGUCCCGCGCAACCAGCGCCCAGAACCCUCCAACACCGACACAAUGUGCACCACCAACAUCUACACCUACGUCUACCCUGACGGCCGGACAGAGCAGUACUCGCAGCCCACGCUCUGCGCCAACUCCCGUCACGGUCAGGUCUGCGCCAGCAACUACGUUUUCCAGCACCCCAGCCAGCUCGUCAACUACGCCGAGACAACAUAUCCCACCAUGACCCAGCUGCCUCCCACUCCUCAGUACAGCCCUGUGCCCUCAACACCAUCCUACCGCUCUGGUGACGAGUCAGACCGAUCAUACGGCAGCUCGUCCAGCAAGAAGAAGCGGGCAUCUGGCCUCUACAUUGACGGCCACAAGGUCCUCGACUUCCACCACAAGAAGGAGCGUCGACCUAGCUCACGGCACGCUGAUCGCAUCGUCCUGGUCGACAACCCGCCAACUUCUCGCACACCACCUCAGACCUGGACUGCUCCUCACACUGCUCCCGCCUCUCCCAACCCCAACACCUACGUUAUCGAGACCCGCGAUGCUUCUCACCGACGGCCAGUGAUUGUUGACGACCGGGCCAAGCCUGAGCGUCACAUCAUUGAGGUUGUCGACAACCACCGAUCUUCCAAGCACGUUCGACAUGCCUCCUCCAGCUCCCGUGACAGCCGGCACUCCGACAGCGAGGAGGCCCGCAAGAUCCGACGUGAGCAGAAGCGAGAGGAGAAGCGACGAGAGGAGGCUGCCCAGCGACUUGCCAUCCGCAUCGCCGAGGCCAAUGCCGAGAUCGCUGGCCGCCCUGCAGUUCCCGCUCCCCCUCGCCCUCGCCGUGCCUCUACUUACAAGCGACCCUCAGUCGAGGUCCUGGACCGCGAGGCUGAGCUCGUCGAGGCCGUGCGACGACUGAACUUUGAGGAGGAGCGCCGAGAGGAGAAGGCCCGCAAACUGGCCAAGAAGGAGGAGAAGAAGGAGGAGGAGGCCCAGCGAAAGCGUCUGAUGGAGCGCAUGCAGCCCAAGCGACGGUCCACAGUCGGCCCCGGCAGCCGGCGGCAGCGAGUACUCUACGACGACGGCGUGUACCGCUGGGAGUAA
Messenger RNA from Fusarium falciforme, 1320 nucleotides. RefSeq lists its product as hypothetical. NCBI's taxonomy places the organism in Eukaryota, Fungi, Ascomycota, Sordariomycetes, Hypocreales, Nectriaceae. Bases 289 to 1320 code for a protein of 343 amino acids. The transcript has a single exon. The record is from RefSeq and is a predicted model, not a curated record.